Cicer arietinum (chickpea) is the source of this 2376-nucleotide messenger RNA. Its product is annotated as glycosyltransferase family 92 protein RCOM_0530710. The record is from RefSeq and is a predicted model, not a curated record. Gene Ontology annotation, cellular component: cytoplasm. Lineage: Eukaryota; Viridiplantae; Streptophyta; Magnoliopsida; Fabales; Fabaceae. Gene Ontology annotation, molecular function: glycosyltransferase activity.
GUUCUUCUCCAAAAAUCUCCACUACUCUUGGACUUUUUAACACUUCCAAAAUUUUAACAUUAUUCAACCAAUUCCAUUACUACAAUGUUUGAGAGAGAAAAUUAAAAUAAAAGAACACCUUCUUAGUUCUUUCUUUUCUUUUCUUUUCUUUUAUUCUUUCUUUCCACUUUGGCGACUCAAUCAUUUCCUCGAGUCCAAUUCAAUUUACAAAUUCUUUUUGCUCAUAUCACCAACACCAUCUUCUUAUUAAAUCUUGUUAUUAUUUUCUUUGUUUUCCACCAAAAUCAACAAAGAAAUUAAGAAUCAAAGAUGGACACAGAACAACAACGUCGAAAGAGAAAACGUGUGGUUGGAAAACACCUUCACAUAUCAUCAAGAUCACUUUUUCUUUGCUUCUCUUUCAUCAUCUUACUCAUCUUUUUAUCAAACUAUCAUGGUUUCUUCACACACAAACCCCCUUUAACAUCUUCCACUUUAUCACUGCUCUAUUCUUCAGCAAGUAAUUCAAUUCUUGACCCUCUUCAACCCACAACAACAACAAAAGCAAAAACAAAAACAACCUCUUUCACCAUACAACACCAACUCAUAUUCCCAAAUCACUACCUUCUCAUCAUCUCAAACAAUCAUAAAAAAAACCAACCCCAUGAACUUGAGUGUGUUUACUAUAAUCUCCGAACGAACCGGUCUUCUCCCGGUUCAACUGAACCGGUCCUUGAUGUUCAAGUUAAACCGGUUUUAUCCAUGGACUAUUACGACGAAUCCCGAUCCAUAGCAAGGUGCCCAUUUCCUCAAACGAACUAUUCAACCUCCGGCGGGUCUAAAGUCGUCGACUUGCGGCGGAACGGCGAAGUGGGUCGCUGGAGUUUGGGUGUUUUGAAGAACCAAACGCCUCAAUCUUGGGAAAGGGUGGCUUAGGAAGCUAGUUUGGAUGAUGAAACUGUUGUGGUUUUUGUUAAAGGGUUGAAUCUUAGACCCCACAAGAUCUCGGAUCCGACCCAUUUCCGAUGCCAUUUUGGGUUGAAGAGUUUUCACAAAGAUGGUGAUGGUGCUGCUUUUUUGCUUAGUACAAGAGCUGUUUCUGUGGCACAAGAAAUUGUGAGGUGCACUUUGCCACAGAGUAUAAGGAAUAAACCUGAUAAGGCUAAUGGUGUUAGGGUCACUGUUAGUAAUUUGAGUGGGAAUUUGAGGCAUCAGGUUCGAACCCUUUUUCCUUCAGUUGCUAGAAUUGGUGGUAGAGUUGAUAGGAAGAGGAAUGGUAAUGAAAAAUAUGAGCUUUGUGUUUGUACUAUGGUUUGGAAUCAAGCUUAUGCAUUAAGGGAAUGGAUUAUGUACCAUUCUUGGCUUGGAGUGGAACGUUGGUUUAUCUAUGAUAACAAUAGUGAUGAUGAGAUUGAAAAAGUGAUCAAGGAUCUUGAUUUUGAAGGGUAUAAUGUUAGUAGAAAGGUUUGGCCUUGGAUUAAGACACAAGAAGCAGGGUUUUCUCAUUGUGCUUUGAGGGCUAGAGAGGAGUGUAAAUGGGUAGGGUUCUUUGAUGUUGAUGAGUUUUUCUAUUUCCCUAAUGAGUUUAAUCAUAAUAAUCAGCCAGUGCAGGUUUUUCUUGGUGAGAAACCAUUGAGGUCGAUGGUUGCGAAUUUUUCGUCUUCGAAGUCGAUCGCCGAGAUAAGAACAGCUUGUCAUAGCUUUGGCCCUUCUGGGCUAAAGUCACACCCUAAACAAGGGGUUACUAUAGGGUACACAUGUAGACUUCAGUACCCCGAACGGCACAAAUCCAUUGUGCGGCCGGAUUUGCUUGACCCGAGUCUUCUGAAUGUGGUUCACCAUUUUCAGCUAAAGGAAGGUUUUGAGAGCUACAACAUGCCUGAAGGUAGUGUUAUAGUGAACCAUUACAAGUACCAAGUUUGGGAGACUUUUAAAGCCAAGUUUUUUAGAAGAGUUGCUACCUAUGUUGUUGAUUGGCAAGAAGAUCAAAACAAAGGUUCAAAGGAUAGAGCACCAGGACUUGGAACAGAAGCAAUUGAACCAGAUAAUUGGAGUUUAAGGUUUUGCGAGGUUAAGGAUACUGGAUUAAAGGACUAUCUUAUGUCUUAUUUUGCUGAUCCUACGACAAAGUUGAUGCCUUGGGAAAAGUCUUUUCUAUAAUGGAUGGAUACAUUAAUCAGGGUGCUGAUAUCUUGGUAGUUGGUGACCCAUGUAAAGGAGUAUAAUCAUACUUUGUUAGGCAUAUUCAUUAUUUUCAUUGUUUCUGGGGGAUAUUUGUCACAAAUUUUGGUUUUUUAAAUGAUUUUUAUACAUAUGAAAGAAAAGAAACUCACAGAUUAUAGUCAUGUAUAUUUGCAGCAAUAUGAAUGAAUACGCCUUUUGCAUUUUUUGACUUCA